Molecule: messenger RNA, 876 nt
Organism: Phragmites australis (common reed)
Lineage: Eukaryota; Viridiplantae; Streptophyta; Magnoliopsida; Poales; Poaceae
Exons: 1
Coding region: 163-666 (167 amino acids)
Source: RefSeq, a predicted model, not a curated record
AGGCUAGCGUCCGACCUGCAAUUUCGCAGUUUUUUUAGAGCCGCGCUAUAUAUCACACCCGUGCAAAAAGAAACAAGAGAAUUCUUCUUCUCUUCUUCCCACUCUCUGCCCCGAGCAAGUAGUCGUCUCCUGUCGAGCCUGCUGCCUUCGAUCGCUUCUGGUAUGCCGUCGGCGCCAGCCGUCGUGCCGGAGUCUCGGUUGCCGUCGCAACACUUCCGCCGGCCGCUCUCGCCGCUCGCAAACGGCUCCGCGGCGGCCGGCGAAUUCGAGCUCCGGCACUGGCGCACGCCCAAGAAGCGUGCGCCGCCCGUGGGAUGGGCACCGCUGGUGAUCGAGAUCUCCCGCGGCGCCGGCAGCGACGACGACAGCAACGGCAGCGGUGGCGGCGGGUACGGGUACACCAGCCUCCGGGACAUCCUGUCCUCGCCGGAGUACGCCGCGGCGGGCUCUCCCGCGGCCUGCUGUGGCAUCGGCGGCGGCUGCGGCAGCUGCGGAGACAUACACAUGAUACGGCACCCGCUGGUGAAGCACGCGGCGUACGCGUACCUGCAGAUGACGCCGUCGGCGAGGGAGGACCCCGGCCGCCGCAGCCGGCGCUGGCGGGGGCCGCUCUGCCGACUCCUAUUCGGCUGCCUCACCUUCAUCGGGGCGCUCUUCCGGCCGUGACUCCUCCGGCGACAGCCGCGCGGUUCUUGGCUGCAAUUAAGUUCAUCUUUUUUUUUCUUCUCUUGCUCUUCCCAUUCUCGUGUGAUUAGAUUUUUUUUUCUUAUAAUUUUCGGGCUUUGGUUGAGAUGUAAUUUGUGUAAAUAAUUUGCUAGGAUUAGGCACAAAUGGAGAUGAGAUUAUAGCAGUAAGAGGAAGGAUUACUUGAUUGCA